Molecule: messenger RNA, 1023 nt
Organism: Amaranthus tricolor (Joseph's coat)
Lineage: Eukaryota; Viridiplantae; Streptophyta; Magnoliopsida; Caryophyllales; Amaranthaceae
Product: 60S ribosomal protein L15-2-like
Exons: 4
Coding region: 152-766 (204 amino acids)
Biological process (GO): cytoplasmic translation
Cellular component (GO): ribosome; cytosolic large ribosomal subunit
Molecular function (GO): RNA binding; structural constituent of ribosome
Source: RefSeq, a predicted model, not a curated record
UUACUCCUCUAUUUUCCUGUUGAUUAGACGAGUCCGGCCCAUAUUGACAUACAAGUAUCCUUAACCCGAAUGAUAAAUAAGAAACCCUAAUCCCUCAUUUCCAGUCUCCUUCUCCUCCAAAGAAACCCUACUCUAGUUCCUCUUCGAAGCAAUGGGGGCCUACGCUUAUAUGCAAGAGUUAUGGAGGAGGAAACAAUCGGAUGUGCUGAGAUUCACUCAAAGAGUUAGGUGCUGGGAGUAUCGUCAACUUCCUUCCAUUGUUCGGGUCACUCAUCCUACCCGACCGGACAAAGCUCGUCGUCUUGGUUACAAGGCCAAGCAGGGCUUUGUCAUUUACCGUGUUCGUGUUAGGAGAGGUGGUCGCAAGAGGCCUGUUCCAAAGGGUAUUGUCUAUGGUAAGCCCACAAACCAGGGUGUUACUCAGUUGAAGUUUCAGCGUAGCAAGAGGUCUGUUGCAGAAGAGCGUGCUGGUCGCAAGUUGGGUGGUCUCAGGGUUCUCAAUUCAUACUGGAUCAAUGAGGAUUCCACAUACAAGUACUUUGAGGUUAUCCUUGUUGAUGCAGCACACAACGCCAUCAGGAACGACCCCAGGGUCAACUGGAUCUGCAAUCCAGUGCACAAGCACAGAGAACUUCGUGGCCUUACCUCUGCUGGAAAGAAAUUCAGAGGUCUUCGCGGAAAGGGUCACCGCAAUCACAAAGCUAGGCCUUCUCGUCGUGCAACCUGGAAGAGGAACCAGACAGUCUCUUUGCGCCGUUACCGAUGAUUUUAAUCAUCUUCAUAAGCCAUUUCUUACCGGAUGGAUUUUAUUCAAAUUAUUACUGCCUAAUUAUGUUGAAAUGACCAUUACUGUUGAGGUUGAGGUUGAGGCUUUGGAUCAAUUUUGGAAUUUUUUAGGGAAUUGCACUUGAUAUUUAAUAUUCUCUGCGAAUUUUGGUUUUGAGUAAAAUUCUGAAUGUAGUUCCAUGUGAUAUUAUUUCUUGUUGCCGAGGCAAACUACUGCUUAGUUCUUACUUGAUUGAA